AUGAGUGCUAACGGCGGUUCGCAGACUCCUCCAUCUUCAUCACAAUCACCGCCACCAAAUUCUGGGUCACCACCUCCGUCAUCUCCACCUCCGUCAUCAUCAUCAUCACCACCUCCAUCAUCACCACCUCUAUCGUCGCCACCUCCUUCGAAGUCGUCCCCACCACCACCUUCUUCUCCACCUCCAUCUUCAUCAUCAUCUCCACCUCCAUCGUCGCCACCACCACCUUCUUCAUCAUCAUCAUCAUCUCCACCACCACCUUCUUCAUCAUCAUCAUCAUCUCCACCUCCACCUCCAUCAUCUUCAUCAUCCUCGCCGCCACCGCCACCAGUAUCAUCAUCAUCACCACCUCCAUCACCGCCAAAAUCAUCUUCGCCACCUCCAUCCUCUCCGCCGCCGUCCUCUUCACAAUCCUCGCCCCCACCGAAUAAUUCAAAUUCAAACUCUCCACCAAGUAAUAACCCACCUCCAUCACCACCUACAAAUUCCAACAGCAACUCCUCACCACCUACCAAUAACAACAACAACAAUAACAGCACAAAGAAUAACAAUACUAGCAGUGGCAGCAACAACCAAUGGCGCUCACCACCACCACCUCCAUCAUCGUCCAAGUCACCGCCGUCCAGUAAUUCGUCAGGAAGGCUGGUGCCUCCAAGUCAGACAUCAUCAAAUACACCAUCCUCAUCAUCCACCAGUUCCAGUAGCAGUGGCUCCAACGUGUCCAUUCCUCUUGUGGGGGCGAUUGCGGCUGGAGCUGGUUUGUUGCUCGUUAUCGCAUUACUUUUGUUCAUUGCAUGCAGGAGAAAGAAGAAUCACCAUAACGGCAAAGGUAGUGACUAUUAUUCUAAUGCUACUUCGCCCUCGCCCUAUCGACAGCAUGCCCAUUGGCAGAAUUCGCAAGUUCAUGGUGGAGGAACUGAUCAAUAUUACAACAGUCCUCACAAUCAACAUCGUAACAGUUUGCCGCACAAUAAAAUUCUACCUCCACCUCCACCUCCUUUUGGAGGCCAUCCAACGCCACCUCACGGUGGACCGACAAGCACUGACAUAAGUAACUCUAGCUACUCAGGGUCACAUGGACCUCUAGCGCCGCCCCCACCCCCACCUCCAGCCAUGUCUCUAGGGUCAAAUCAAAGCAGCUUCACUUAUGAAGAGUUAGCAGCUGCAACCGACGGGUUCUCUCAGGCUAACCUAUUAGGUCAAGGUGGGUUUGGAUAUGUGUACAAGGGGACAUUGCCCAAUGGCAAAGAAGUGGCCGUGAAGAGCCUGAAAUCCGGUAGUGGACAAGGUGAACGUGAAUUUAAGGCUGAGGUUGAGAUCAUUAGCCGUGUUCAUCAUCGCCACCUUGUUUCUCUUGUGGGAUAUUGCAUUGCAAGUGGUCAAAGGAUGCUCGUUUAUGAAUUUCUUCCCAAUAACACCCUUGAGUUCCACCUUCACGGAAAGGGAAGCCCAACUAUGGAUUGGCCUACCAGGCUUAAAAUUGCGUUGGGAUCAGCUAAAGGGCUUGCAUAUUUGCAUGAAGAUUGCCACCCUCGCAUUAUCCACCGAGACAUCAAGAGUUCAAACAUUUUGCUUGAUUGCACUGGUGAAGCUAAGGUCGCUGAUUUUGGCUUGGCUAAGUUGACUACAGACAACCACACUCAUGUGUCCACUCGUGUCAUGGGAACAUUUGGGUAUUUGGCGCCUGAGUAUGCUUCAAGUGGCAAGCUCACUGACAAAUCUGAUGUUUUCUCCUUUGGCGUUAUGCUUUUGGAACUAAUAACUGGACGACGCCCUGUUGAUCCAUCUGGGGCUAUGGAAGACAGCUUAGUAGACUGGGCUCGACCUUUAUGUAUGCGUUCUCUUGAAGAUGGAAACUUUAAUGAGUUAGCAGAUCCUUAUCUGGAGAGGAACUAUCCCGUCCAUGAGAUGGCACGCAUGGUUGCAUCUGCCGCUGCUUCCAUUAGACAUUCUGCGAGGAGAAGACCCAAAAUGAGCCAGAUUGUGCGUGCCCUAGAAGGUGACGUUGCUUUGGAAGACUUGCACAAUGGUAUAAAACCGCAAGCUUCAUUUCUGGGCUCUUCGGGUGUUGGCAGCAUCAGUUCUAGAUCUUCUGACUAUGACAACACGUACACUGACGACUUGAAGAGGUUGAAGAAGGUCGCCGCAACGGAUCAGAGUGGUCAAUUCAAUAAUAGCAGCGACUAUGGAGCAACAAGCGAGUACGGACUCGACCCUUCCUCCUCAAGCAGCGAAUAUGGACCUGGAAGCCGGGGCCGGAGUCCUCAAGUAAAGACUAGAAUGGGAUAUUGAAAAAG
Molecule: messenger RNA, 2297 nt
Organism: Pistacia vera
Lineage: Eukaryota; Viridiplantae; Streptophyta; Magnoliopsida; Sapindales; Anacardiaceae
Product: proline-rich receptor-like protein kinase PERK5
Exons: 9
Coding region: 1-2292 (763 amino acids)
Biological process (GO): protein phosphorylation
Molecular function (GO): protein kinase activity; ATP binding
Source: RefSeq, a predicted model, not a curated record